AUUCAAAGUGAUGUUCUGUUUGUGUUAGUGCACCAACUACCGAACAAAUAUCAAACGCUUCAAAGUAUCCUAUUACAUACCCAGACAGCAAAGCAAAGUGGACUAGACAUUGUUGUGCAUGCCAUACAGUAUUGCAUUGUCAACACAAGAUAUCAUACAGUGACUGUGAAAAUUAUAUUACUUUUUAAUUGAAUAAAAACAUUAAAAUGACGUCCAAUAUUUUAAAUGAUGAAAUCGUACGAUGGCUUAGUGUUAUCGAUAUCGAGACCACAAGAUCGCUAAAUUUUAUGAAAGAGCAUCUUCUAAGUUCGGGUAGCGGAAUUGAUCCAGGAUUUAAGAUAAAUUUGUUGAAAAGUGCAAACUACAGGCUAAUGGAAAUUUUCAAACGAUUUGAAAUGGCAUUACAAAUUGAAAGAUCGUUGAAGAUUUCAACCAACGAAAGGAAUACCAUUGAAAGCGACAUUCAAAUGGUGGAAAAUACACCAUUUGCCGUUGCAAGAGUCGAUCAACCAAAUGUGAAGAGCACUCCAUACAUGAUGAUCGACGAAACAAUCAACCUUGACGCAAAUGAAAUUGAAGUCGACGUGCCUAUGCCACAACAAAAUUUCCAUUCCAAUGAUUUAACUGUCCAGGAAGAACAUGUUGGCAAUAUUUCCAAUGCACCGAUGUCAAAACAACAUAUCCAAUCGAAUAGUUUGAGCGUACAAAAAGGAUGUGGUGAUGUCAAAACAAACAAUCGCAAAGAAUGGAUGUGCUUCCAUUGCAACGAAGCAAAAGUUCAGAACAUAAAAGAUUUUGUGUUUUCAACAUUGGAUGAAUUGAAUGAUCAUUGGCGAUUCCAACAUUCAGCCUUGCCCUUCAAAUAUCUUCUGAUUGAUUUAAUGCAAUGCCACAUUGGAAAAUGUCGAUACUUUAGCAAUUUUCAAGGUCUUCGGAAACAUCAUCAUAAGCAACAUCAAAAAGACAUUUUUGUUGCCGCUCAAAAUGGUCGAUGCGUUUUAUGUUUUUAUGCUGGAAAAGAUUUGGAUAAGCAUCAUUGCGAACAACUUGACUUAAUCAUUGAAUUACGACUAUCCAAUCCGGUUAUGUAUACGGAAGAAACCGUAGCGGAAUUGCAAACAUUGAAUGGCAACCGGCGAUUUGAUUGCAAACAUUGCAACAUUAUUUUUGAUACACAACAAGAAGUGAUGUAUCAUCAUCGUAAAAAUCACGGCCAUCAGGUGAUCAACAUUGGGAUCAAUGGGACGCGACCAAUUGCUGGACUAAUUUGUGGUUGCUGUAAAAUGGAUAUUUCACCCCAAACACAUGUUAGUCAUCUCAAAGCUGUGGCUCAAGAACGCUGGUCCAAAGGGAAAACAUGGAACGCAUGGUAUCGACAGUUCAUAAUGGAUUUUUUGAAAACAAAAGUUCUAUUCGACAAUGGUCUCGUGGUUUAUAAGCAAAAUUUAGUUGCAACAAAUAUCGGCGGGUAUUCUGGCUUCAAAAACCUGGCUGAACAGUUGUACGAAUCAUUAAAUGCAUGAAGAUCAUACCGUAUGAUUCAUACGAAUUGAUUCGGUUUUUAUUUCUAUUUUAUAGUUGAUCCGGUUAAGUAAAUUUCAUUGCAUGUGUGUCAUUCGAUGACUUUUUUUUUUAGCUACCUCUAUUACUAUUCAUUUUAAUGAAGCUCUCUCUAGUUCUCCAAACAUUGAUUACAAUGAUACAUUUUUUUUUUAAAUAACCACCCGUAAAAUUCAAUUUACAUCGAAUCAGAAUCCGAAUUGAAUAACAUUUUUACUUCAGCUGACAAAAUUGUCGAUAAAAAAAACAAAACAUUCAAUUUGUACGUUCAAAAUUUAUUUAUCCGAUAGCCACAAGUCAAGAAUUAUUAUUUAAGUCUAUUACAAGAUAUUAAAUUAAGCCAUCCAUUUGUGCCUUGAUUAGCGGGCGUCGAACACGAUCACUAAAAAAACACAAAAACAUUAUGAUUAAGCCGUAUAUACAAAACAAAAAAUGUUUGUAUAGUUAAAAACAAAAUUUGUCCUCAACUAUUCAUGCAUUUACUUACAUCGCUUUGUACGUUUUUUGUACAUGAUCCGAUAACCACAUUCACGGCACCGAAUUGCAUCUUUUGGCCGCAUCUCGUUUUCACAGUGACAUUCUGAUGAAAGAAAAGGAAAACAAAAUUGGUAUUUGAAAA
Molecule: messenger RNA, 2179 nt
Organism: Contarinia nasturtii (swede midge)
Lineage: Eukaryota; Metazoa; Arthropoda; Insecta; Diptera; Cecidomyiidae
Exons: 4
Coding region: 207-1523 (438 amino acids)
Source: RefSeq, a predicted model, not a curated record